AUGGAUAGAAUAUUGCAUGUUGAAGAAGAGAAUAUGAUUGCACUCUAUCAAGCCUCUCUCAAUGGGUGUGUAAACACCUUGAACACCUUGAUCCAAAGGGAUCCACUUAUUCUUAAUAAAGUUUCACUCACAUCCUUUAGUGAGACCCCCUUACACAUUACAGCCUUGCUUGGCCACCUUGAAUUUAGUAGAGUUCUUGUCAGCAAGAAACCUAAACUUGCGGAAGAAGUAGACUCGCUGGGACGAACCCCUCUUCACUUGGCUUCUGCUGAGGGCCACACCGAGAUAGUAAAAGCAUUGUUGCAAGCAAAUGGAAAUGUUUGCUUGGCUAUUGAUCAAGAUGAGAGAAUUCCUCUCCACUUAGCCGCAAUGAGAGGAAGAACAGAAAUCAUAAAAGAGUUGAUUAUUGCUCGGCAAGAGUCCAUCCGGGUGAGGCUCAAUGGAGAUAGUGUUUUGCACUUGUGUGUUCGAUAUAAUCAUCUACACGCUCUUAAAUUGCUAGUGGAAUCGUCUAAUUGCGAUGAAUUCCUCAACUCCAAAGACCAUGAUGGCAACUCUAUAUUACAUUUAGCUGUGAUGCUCAAGCAAACGAAGGCUAUAAAAUACUUACUUUCAGUACCGCAAAUAAAAAGAGAGGUUAAUGCUACGAACAGGAUUGGUUACACAGCUUUAGAUAUCUUAGAGGUUUGUCCAAGAGAUUUUAAAUGUUUUGAAAUCCAAAACAUUUUAAAGGAAGCUGGUGUUAGAAGAUCAACAGAUCUAAAUUCUUUCCUACCACCAACACCGAGUGGAAUUGGUGUUGAUGAAGCACAACCACUGCAAUCCGGACACCGAUCUCGAUCAAGAUUUAAGAGAUUGUGGGAAUACGUUCCUUUGUUUUUAGUUAAACACUUAAAGCGGCAGGGAAAUUGGGUCGAGGAAACACGUGGCACAUUGAUGUUAGUGGCUACUGUGAUUGCAACCAUGACCUUCCAAGCUGGGAUCAGCCCACCAGGUGGUGUUUGGCAAGAAAAACACAAAGUCGGCACAUCAGUUUUAGCUUAUUUCUAUCCAGAUGACUACCGAGUCUUCUUAUCUUUCAAUACCAUCUCUUUCAUUGCAUCCGUGUGCGUCUUAUUUUUGGUCAUUAGUGGAUUUCCUCUUACAAGCAAGUUCUUUAUAUGGUUUUUGACAUAUUCCAUGUCUUUGUCCAUCUUUAGCUUGGUACUUGCCUAUAUGCAGGCACUGAGUUUGGUGACACCGAAUGAAGUUAACUAUUUACACCUACUUCAUCACUACAACGUUAAUCCUAACUCGCUGGCCAAAAUAUCAAUAUUUAUUUUGAUUGGAGUGUAUCUGAUUGUUGAGUUGAUUCACAUAAUUUCCCCACUCUCUUGGAUGGUGAAGAAGUUGGGCAAUUUCAUAUGCAAGUCAAUAAGGGGUCCUGCUGAAGACCUAGCUAAUGUCUAA
Molecule: messenger RNA, 1449 nt
Organism: Corylus avellana
Lineage: Eukaryota; Viridiplantae; Streptophyta; Magnoliopsida; Fagales; Betulaceae
Source: RefSeq, a predicted model, not a curated record